UUGAUCACUUGUUGACCUAGACUACCAGGAACUGAGACGAGAUACGGACCUACGACACUAAAAAAUGAUUGUGAGAUGAUAAUUUACCUCCACUCGACUAUGACCCCUCUCACAAUGACUCCAUAUCUUUGAUAAAGAUAUGUGGUCGUGGAGGGGUUGAAUCAUAAGUUGGAAGGUUCAACAACAGUCAGGAUCUCAAGAUGCUGAUAUCUUACCAUGGAUGUAUUACCUUACUAUGGAAAAACUGUCAGAGACCACAACCUUGAAGAUAUAACACAGAAAGAGUCUAGAUUUGAAGCUUCAUCUCAUCUCCUACCUCUCCGCAACAGCAUUGACAAUGGCUUCCAAGUAUCUUUUCAACAGGGAAACCACUAAUUUUGCUCGACUUAGUCGACUUAUAAUUGAUGUCUGUCGGGAUCUUUUAAUAUCAGUGUUGAAAGCUAAACUGCCACCCCCAGGACUUACCGCUAUUCUGCAAAGUCAAAAAGUUCAGCUUUUACAAAAUCUUGAACCUCGUCAGCGACAGAUUCUUUAUCCUACAGGUGGAGUGUUUUCAGGUACCCUGGAAGACUUGGACUUCCCAAUUCUAUAUAAACUACUUAGAAACUUCCUGGGAAUCAAUAUUCCACCACACCGGUCUGGUUGGGGUAGGACACCAGACCCAGCAGACAGGUCACUUUCGGCUAAUAUUGACCGGUUGAGAGUCCAUCGAAAUGAAGCUUAUGGAAACCUUCCAACUGUAUCACUAUCUGAUUCAGAAUUCAAUAGUAGGUGGAGCCUCAUCCGUCAGAGCGUGUUUGAAAUAGAAAAAGACGCUUUGAUUGGAGACACAUACGUAAAAGCAGUGGAUGCUCUACUGACCAAUGACAUAGAUCCUGAUGCAGAGAAGCGUUAUAUACAAGAAGUACUUAUGAAAACAAAAAAGGCGGAAUCGGAGGUCAAAGGUGCUGACGCAGCAACUGUAAACCAAGACAUUUCUGAAGCGCUACAGGAAAAGAUUGCAAUGUGUCAUUCAGAGAUGGUGAUUGAGUUAGCUGACUCUAUCUAUCCAGCUGCUUGGUGUUGGCCAGCUUUCAAACAAUUGUUAUCUAUAUAUUUAGAUCGGACAGACCUUGCGGAAGAAAACUUUUACUAUUACGUAGAUAAACUUCUAGAUUGUGAGUGGAUUGAUCUCGGCCGAUAUCGCCGAUUGUAUGACGUUGUUUACAUAAUAAAUAAAAAGGCCUCUUGCAUUAUCAAAAAGGCGGAAUCAGAUAUAGAAGCAAUGAAAAAUGGAGGGAGGCCAAAGGAAAUAGCUUUUCAAGUCGAAGGCAAUUGGAAGUGUGAUUUCGAAAAAAUAAAUCCAGAAAGGUGGACGUCUCAUGUCAAAGAGCAGUUCCCAGAUAUGAAAGCGAGAAUAACAGGAAUAGGUGGUUCAGGUGCUGACGCAGCAACUGUAAACCAAGACGUUUCUAAAGCGCUACAGGAAAAGAUUGCAAUGUGUCAUUCAGUGAUGGUGAUUAAGUUAGCUGGCUUUAUCUAUCCAGCUGCUGACUGUUGGCCAGCUUUCAAACAAUUGUUAUCUGUAUAUUUAAAUCGGAGAGACAUUGAGGAAGAAAACCUUUACUAUUACGUUGAUACACUUCUACAUUUAGAGUGCAUUGAUCUCGGCCGAUAUCGCCGAUUGUAUGACGUUGUUCACAAAAUAAAUAAAGUGGCCUCUAGCAUUAUCAUAAGGGCGGAAUCAGAUAUAGAAGCAAUGAAAAAUGGAGCUGGUAUACGAUCAGAUGAAAGUGAGACGUCUGUCAAGACAGUAUAUUCAAGCCCAAACUACAUACCUACCGAUCUGAAACGGAUGC
Mizuhopecten yessoensis (Yesso scallop) is the source of this 1838-nucleotide messenger RNA. RefSeq lists its product as uncharacterized. The record is from RefSeq and is a predicted model, not a curated record. NCBI's taxonomy places the organism in Eukaryota, Metazoa, Mollusca, Bivalvia, Pectinida, Pectinidae. The transcript is spliced from 7 exons. The annotation marks the transcript as partial.